Molecule: messenger RNA, 1574 nt
Organism: Panicum virgatum (switchgrass)
Lineage: Eukaryota; Viridiplantae; Streptophyta; Magnoliopsida; Poales; Poaceae
Product: galactose mutarotase-like
Exons: 3
Coding region: 50-1366 (438 amino acids)
Biological process (GO): glucose metabolic process; beta-D-galactose catabolic process via UDP-galactose, Leloir pathway
Molecular function (GO): carbohydrate binding; aldose 1-epimerase activity
Source: RefSeq, a predicted model, not a curated record
AUUGCGGCGGUUAGAAUAACCUGCAGGGGAUUACGGCGCCCGUUGCCUGAUGCAGCAACGAACGAGGGAAGAAACGGGAGAUCACCAGAUAGAUCCUGCUGACUCGGGCAGUCAUCAUCCCACUCCUCGAUCACCGUGGCUCCGAGAGAUCGUCCUCUAUAAAUACGAAGCCGCAUCUCAAUUCGAUUCUCACAGCGAGAGCAUCCAGCUGCAGACGAGCCUGUGUAGUGCGAGUUGGAUAGGAAGCGGUUGGAUCGCUCGAUCGAGAAUGGCGGGAGGCAAGGGCGCCCUGCUGCUGCGCAUCGCCAUCGUCUUGCUGGCGGUCGGGAAUGGCGGCGCGGAGGCGAGGAAGCAGGGGAAGGAGUCCCUGGGGUUCUACGAGCUGCGGCGGGGCGAGUUCUCCAUGGUCGUCACCAACUGGGGCGCCACCAUCCUCGCCGUCAGGAUCCCCGACAAGAACGGGCACAUCGGCGACGUCGUUCUUGGCUACAAGGACAUCGGAUCUUACGUGAACGACACGACCUACUUUGGCGCGCUGGUGGGCCGCGUGGCGAACCGCAUCGCCGGCGGGCGAUUCACCAUCCGGGACCGCCCCUACCACACGUUCCGGAACGACGGCAACAACACGCUCCACGGCGGCCACCGUGGGUUCGGCCAGGUGUUCUGGUCCGUCCGCGAGCGCGUCACCGGCGAGUUCCCGCACAUCACCUUGUCGUACCGCAGCUACGACGGCGAGCAGGGGUUCCCGGGCGCCCUGGACGUGCUCGUCACCUACAAGAUCGACGGCGACUACUCCUACAGCGUCACCAUGUACGCCCGGCCGCUCGACAAGGCCACCCCCGUGAACCUGGCGCAGCACACGUACUGGAACCUCCGCGGCCACGGCAACGGCACCGUCCUCGGCCACGCCGUCCAGAUCUUCGCGUCCGCGGUGACGCCCGUCGGCGGCGACCUCAUCCCGACGGGCGCCGUCGCGCCCGUCGCCGGGACGCCCUUCGACUUCCGGGCCCCCGCGGCGCCCGGCGCGCGCAUCGCCGAGGUGGCGGGCGGCUACGACAUCAACUUCGUGCUCGACGGCGCGGCGGACGGGCAGGGGGUGCGCAAGGUGGCGGUGGUCAGCGAGCCGGAGUCCGGCCGCGUGAUGGAGCUGUGGGCGGACCAGCCCGGGCUGCAGUUCUACACCGGCAACUUCCUCAAGGGCGACCAGGGCAAGGGCGGCGCCGUCUACGCCAAGCACGGCGGGAUGUGCCUCGAGACGCAGGACUACCCGGACGCCGUGCACGAGCCGGGCUUCCCCCGCGAGGUGUACCGCCCGGGCCAGCUCUACAAGCACUACAUGCUCUACAAGUUCUCGCUCCAAAAAUAGAGCUAGCCUGCUAGGAUGCGAUGAGAGUAAUAAGGAGUUCGUCAAACUUGGUCCUCUGCUUAGCUUAGCUUAGAAUUGUCCAGAAUUUGUCGGAGUUGAUUUCCGUGGGGAUGAAACUAGAUGUACAUCUUUGGAUGAACUAUGAUGUACCAAGUUUCAAACUUCUUUGAAACUUCAAUAUACGUUUUUGGACGAAAUUUCACCGGUU